Molecule: messenger RNA, 1978 nt
Organism: Sphaeramia orbicularis (orbiculate cardinalfish)
Lineage: Eukaryota; Metazoa; Chordata; Actinopteri; Kurtiformes; Apogonidae
Gene: amh
Product: anti-Mullerian hormone
Exons: 7
Coding region: 60-1703 (547 amino acids)
Biological process (GO): gonad development
Molecular function (GO): growth factor activity
Source: RefSeq, a predicted model, not a curated record
AGACACAACCCAGAGAUCUGACUCAGACUCAAACGGACGCAUGUUUGAAACAGCAAAGGAUGGAGGCAGUGACAGUCCUCUACUGCUGGGCACUGAUGCUGAGCUGGACCAGGAUCUGUGGAGCUCUGCAGGUCUCACAUGGACGGCAGCUGAUACCGGCCCCGGGCUCCACAGCAGCAGUCCGAGAAGACACACUGAAGUCCCAUCGCGCAGUGGGCUCCACAGGGACCUCAGGUGGUCUACAACCUCCACAUGUAGAGCACAACUCCGCCUACUCAAAGACCUCAUCAGCCAACCCGCCGUCUCAUCACGUCCCUCAAAAUGCACCUUGUUUUGUCAGUGACAUAUUUGCAAUGUUGCGUGAGGCUUUGGGGACCGACGGGGAUCUCCGAAACAACAGCUUGGCUCAGUUUGCGGUUUGCGGAGUCUCAGACAUCCCAUCAGACUCGUUGUUUUUAGAGCUCGCCAAGGAAACCAGCAGAGAUCAGACACAUGGACCGGAUGUGUUGCAUCCAACUGGAGUGCUGAUGUCUGCAGAGGAGGAGACAGGAGUGUUGACAUUGACCUUUGACCUCCCACAGUCUCCUCUGCCUCUGCUCAACCCCGUGCUGCUCCUGGCUUUUGAACAUCCCCUCAGAGGCCCAAACAUGGACGUCACCUUCACCAGUCAGCUUUUGGAUCCGAACACCCAGACUGUGUGCAUUUCAGCAGAAACCCAGUACAUACCACUGACAGGAAAAGCAUCAGAGGGAAACGUUCACCAGAAAUGGAAGAUUUCUGCCGAGACAAAAUCCCCUGACAUGAAGCAAACCCUAAAAGAAAUCCUUAUUGGUGAAGAAUCGGGAAGUAAUAUCAGCAUGUAUCCACUUCUGCUUUUCUCAAGAGGAACCGAGACAAGAUCUCCGGCCUCCCACGGCUCCUUCCUGUGUGAGCUCAGGCGCUUCCUGGCCGAUGUCCUGCCUCGCCCUGACUCCCCUCCCAUCAGCCUGGACUCCUUACACUCCCUGCCUCCGCUCACAAUAGGCCCGUCCUCCAGCGAGUCUCUGCUGGCGGGCCUUAUGAACUCCUCAGCCCCCACGGUCUUCUCCUUCAGCGGGGGUCCCUCCAUGUUUCAGGUGCAUCGUGGGGAACUGGCCCUGCCUCCUGCCCUGUUGGAGGAGCUCAGCCAGAGGUUAGAACAGAUGGCCACCCACACCAUGGAGGCCAUGAAAGAAGAGGAGGGAGCUGACAGGGCCACACGGAGCCUGGACAGACUCCACAGCCUAUGUGUGUUCCCCAAAGCGGAACCAGCAGCAGGAGAGCGUCAGUACCGUGCCUUCCUCCUGCUCAAGGCCCUGCAGACCGUGGCCCGUUCCUACGAGGUUCAGAGGGCACUGAGGGCCACCAGAGCAGACCACGACAGACCCCCGAGAAGUAACGUCUGCAGCCUGAGGAGUCUCACCGUGUCCCUGGAGCGCUAUCUGGUAGGUCCCAACACCGCUGCUAUAAACAACUGCCACGGCGCCUGUGCUUUUCCCAUGCUCAACGGCAACAACCACGCCGUCCUGCUCAACUCCCACAUUGAGGGAGGGAAUGUGGGUGAGCGCGCUCCCUGCUGUGUGCCCGUGGCCUACGAAGGCCUGGAGGUGGUGGAUCUGAACGAACAUGGGACUUAUCUCACCAUUAAACCAGAUAUGGUGGCCAAGGAGUGUGGGUGCCGAUGAAAUAACACAUCCACAAAUGUUUUUUCUACUUGUAUUUGGGACAAAAAAAAAUGUACUCAUCAUUUAACAAUAGUCAACAAUGACUUCUUUUGUGUAGGAAAAAGUGUCAUUAAACUGUAAAGCAUAAUGUCAUUUAUUUAUUCACACUGUGCACUGAAAUAACCACAUUCAUUUACAGAUACUUAUUUAUAUGUUUGUCAGUAUAUUAGCAAUUUAUGAUCGAUAUUAGGAAUUCACAGCAGACAUCUUUAGUUAUUUAUAAAUAACCAGAAGUA